Molecule: messenger RNA, 3168 nt
Organism: Drosophila subpulchrella
Lineage: Eukaryota; Metazoa; Arthropoda; Insecta; Diptera; Drosophilidae
Exons: 5
Coding region: 1-3168 (1055 amino acids)
Source: RefSeq, a predicted model, not a curated record
AUGCAAUUGCUAUGGGAGCCGCAAAGUGUGCAAUGGAAAAUUGCAAUUCUAAUUAUCGCAUUAGUCUUCGACGUGUCGUGCAUAAGAAAUGGCAACGGUGACGAACAGCAGAUUUCCGUGAAGUUGAAAAACUUCUUUCCCUCGGAGCAGAUAGCCGAGGGACAGAAUCCCACGGAAACUUCCGCCAGAGUGACUUCGGGCGGUGGAUUUAGACCCUCCCAAAUGCUGGACUUCACGCCCUCGGAUGUGAUGCCCCAAGGCGGGUUCAAUCGCUAUCCCCCAAGCUAUUUGGAACCAAACUACAGGCACGAAGUGCCCAACUCCCUGGGACAGCAGGCGGCAUCGGACAAGCAGUUCUCCUUUCCCCAGGAAUCACAUCCAGUGUUCCAAAGCACUCCACUGCCCACAACGCCGGUAGUCAGCUACCUGGAUCCGUAUACCCAGCAGAACUAUCGCUAUACGCCCACCCCACCCUCCAUAAUUCAAUAUCAACGGGAGCAGCCGGCUCAAGACGACCAGGUCUACACCGUACAGUCAUCCCUGCUGGUGGGCAAUCACCAGCAGAACCACCAACGUCCUGGCCACGUGGAUGAUGUGUAUCUGAAGCGACCCGGCUACGUCUUCGACGAGAGCCCCGCCCCCUCGUACCGACGACCCACAAGGCCACCGCCUUCGCUACCAGCACCACCCACCACCGCCUCGCACAAAAUCUCCUAUGAUAGCCAUGAUUACCCACCGCCCAGCUAUGCGGCCGAGCAGACCUCCAAUUUCGUGCCCCAGCAGCCAAAGCAGCGACCACUGUACCAACGCCAAGACACCAAUGCAAACCGAGGGGGCGGAGGUGGAGGUGGGGGUGGGUCAGGCGGAGUGGGUGGUGCACCAUCUAAGGGCUCGUCUAAUUAUGCAAACAACUUUGAUAAUUAUUCGCAGCGGCCGAACCCACAGCAGGCUCAGAUACAGCAUCCCAAUCAGAUUCAGUCGCAGUUCGCCAACUAUCAAUACAACCCCCAGAAUGGAGGUCUUGCAGGAGGAGCAGGAGGAGCAGGAGGUCCAGGAUCUGGACUACCCCAGCGACCCAGACCGGGACAUAAUUACUACGAGUACCAAAUUGGCGAGAUACCGCCACCGCAGUCCCAGCACUUCCAGCAGCCGCAGCAGCAGUUCAACUAUCGUCCUGCCACUCAGUCACCGGGGGGUGGUGGUGGUGGCUCCGGGGGCGGAGUGGGCGGUGGUCUGGCCACCCUGGCCUCGCUGUAUGCACCACAAUUUACGAAUCUCCUCCUGGGGGGCGGUGGCUCCACUUCCCCCUCCGCCUCCUCGCAGUCGGCCAGCCCAUUAGGCAGUCUCCUCGGCGCUUUCACCGGCACACAAGGAGCAGGACAGCAGUCCGGGGUCCUGGGAGGAGGACGACCGCCCAACACACAACUCAUUAGGGCACUGGAGAACAUCGCUCGCAACGACGAUUUGCAGUGCGUGCCCAAGGUGCUCUGCCAGAUGAUUGCCGGUCAAACGUUACGUGGCCAAUUGCCCGGAUUCGUUACCUCCCCGGCCAUUACCAAUUUCCUCGCUGGAUUCCCUGUAGCAUCACCUGCCUUGAUAUACGGAAGAGCUGCUCUUCUUGGAUUAAGUGGUGGCGAACGUAGUUGCAUCCAGACCUAUGCGAAAUGUCCCAAAAAUGAUAUGGAAAUCAUUCACUAUUUGAACAACCAUCGCGGCGGAUUCUUCAAAUUCUUCAGUGAACCGGAGGAGACGCCUGUGGCUUCUCAGCAAUCGGAUGGCGGUUCAGGAUCCUUGUUUAGCAUCCUGUCAGCUUUGACAGGAGGUGGAGGAGGAGGUGGAGGCCAAAGUUACACCACACCACGACCCGUGCCCCGACCCACUCAGAGACCCUCCACGGAUAUAGCCAGCGGCAUCGGUAGCUUCUUCACCCAAGUGCUUUCCGAAUACCUGAAUGGAGUAGAGUACCAAAGAAGGAGAAGAAGGAGGAGUCUCAAUGUGGAUGAUGACUUCCAUGACGAAGAGGACAAUCUGGACACCCAAACGAGUCAGCUGGUGAAGUUUCAGGAUGAUGAGGAAGAGGAGGCUGCCAAGGCCCACACAGAACUCAUAGGUGUCCUGCAGUUCCCCGAAGAUGAAGGCGAAGGUCGGGUGAUCAACUUUAAGGACAUUCAAAGUGAGGAACAGCACGAAGAAGGAGCUGUCCGCUUUCCGGAUGCCACGCCAGCGGAUGUCAUCCGGGAUUUCAACCGCGAUGCUGCCCAACGAAAGCUGAGAUUUCCCCAGGAUCAAGACGAACCAUCCACUAAUGUCCGAAAAGCCAAGGACCUAUCUUUCAUGGAUGGCUGGAAAGUUGUCCUGCCAAAUGGCCUUUCACAAUCUGACUUGGGCGUAGAUAAGCGGAGGGGCAAAAGGAUUGUGUUUAGGGACACCAACGAGCAUCUGGAUGAUCAGAGGUUGCAAGAGGAGCAAUUCAGAGAAGCUGAACUGAGAGAAGAAAGAAUCUUAGAGGAACAAUUCAGGGAACAACAGAUAAGAGAAGAAAUUAGACAGCAACAGCUGCAGGAAGAGCAACUGAGAAAUGACCAAAUCCGGGCAGAGGAGCUACGAGAAGAUCGAAUCCGGAAGGAACAGCUGCAGAUCCAGCUCAUCCGAGAGGCUCAAAAUAACCAACAGUCCUUUAAAGAAGACACUUCUCCUCCAAAUGCAGUUUAUGAGGAUGCAGCUCCUCCGCAGCGAGGGGCUCGGGUUAUAUUUCCCGAUCACUAUGAACAGCACAUUCGGAAGGGCAAGAUCCUUAAUCGACCCACCUAUGCCCCCACCUACGAAUAUAAUGAGGUGGGAGAAGCCAAGGAGGAUCGACUGGUGGUGAGCGAUGAGCAUAGGCCCCACAACCACUACCGGUUGGAGGGUGGAUUCAACUCCCUCAACUACGGAGAGUAUAUGCCGGGGAACAUGAUUCGCUUUGAAAAUCCCACAAAUGAAAGACCCCAUUACAACUAUCCAAAUGCAAACUAUAUCAGCGAUAAUCGUUAUGGCAGUAGUCAAAAUCAAAAGCCUCAAUACGAAGAUGACAAAAAUAUAUAUGUUACCAACUCGCAGGGGGUCAACGAGUACUAUAUCCGUCCUGAUGGGAGUAAGGUGUAUCUUAAGACAGGUUUGGUUAACUAA